Didymodactylos carnosus is the source of this 555-nucleotide messenger RNA. The record is from the annotation of a GenBank genome assembly. NCBI's taxonomy places the organism in Eukaryota, Metazoa, Rotifera, Eurotatoria, Philodinida, Philodinidae.
AUGCUAAUAUUAGGAGAUAGUCUACUCAAUCAUUUAGACGUGUCAUCCCUGUCUGUUCAACAGAAUAUCCCUAUUACAAUUGAAUCGAUUAGUGGAUGUACAAUUAAUAAUUUGAUUAAUUUACUUUCAAUUAAACAAUUUAUUGAUGUUUUAGAAUUGCAUUCGUCAUUAGUUGUAGUAAUUGGCACAAAUAAUAUUUCAACAGAAAAUUGUCAUUUGGCUAUAACAAAAGUAAGAAAAUUUAUACAUUUAUUAUGUCAGAGGCAUCCAAACAUUCAUUUAACUUUUGUUAAAAUACCUUAUCGUACCAAAAACAGUGUUUGGAGAAGGGCUUACGGUGACAACGGAGGAAAAAACGUAGAAAACCGAGUGAAAUUUUUUAAUAAAAAAUUAGAACUGCUAAAUACUAAACUAUCUUCAAAAAUUAAAUUUGAUUUAAUUGAAUUUAAAUUUACGAAACAUGAACAUUUACAUCGUGAUGGUUUACAUCCAAAUAGAAGUGGUACUUCAUUAAUUGCUCAUACUCUAAGCAAAUAUAUAAAUGAGAAGAAAUAA